Molecule: messenger RNA, 1816 nt
Organism: Panicum virgatum (switchgrass)
Lineage: Eukaryota; Viridiplantae; Streptophyta; Magnoliopsida; Poales; Poaceae
Product: probable carboxylesterase 8
Exons: 1
Coding region: 379-1365 (328 amino acids)
Molecular function (GO): hydrolase activity
Source: RefSeq, a predicted model, not a curated record
GCGCGGUCGGACGCCACCCGCGUGGCCUCUCCGCGGCCCCUCGGCGCCCAGGGCCGCGGCGCGCACGCGCCCGGUGCUCGUUGGCGCGCGCUUAAAGGCCGGCGACCCGCGGGCCCUUUCCGCCUCGCCAAUCCAACCCCCGGCGUCGCCCCGUCCCAUCGCGCGUCUGAACCCAGCCAGGUCGCGCGCGGCAGUCGCUCUCUCAUCUCAGGCCAAGGACGCUCAGGCGGGCCGCGAGGUAUAUAAACGCCGCGCUCUAGCUCAGCUGUGCACUCGGGUCGAGCAGCUCGCUUCCAGUUCCAGCAGACACAGACUACUGCGCGAGUAAACGCCCCGCCCCUCGCCGAGCUUGAGCUGCGCAGCGCAGAGGUGGGGGCGAUGGAUCCCUACAAGUACCUCAAGAUCCGGUUCAACCCCGACGGCUCGCUGUACCGGUACGGGGAGGCGCCGCUCCUCCCGGCGGCGCCGGCGGGGGAGCCCGUGGCGGUCGCGGCGGAGGGCGGCGGGGACGGCGAGCAGGGGCCGCGCCGCAUUGUGGUCCACUCCAACGACGUCCCGCUCAGCGAGGCCGCCGGCACGGGCCUCCGCCUCUUCGUGCCGUCCGGCGGCCACGCCCGGCUGCCGCUGAUCGUCUACUUCCACGGCGGCGGGUACGUCCUCUUCCGCGCGGCCUCCGAGCCGUUCCACAACACCUGCACGGCGCUCGCCGCCGCCGUCCCGGCGGCCGUCGCGUCCGUCGACUACCGCCUGGCGCCCGAGCACCGCCUCCCGGCCGCGUUCGAGGACGCCGCCGACGCGGUGCUGUGGGCGCGCCCGCACGCGGCCGCCGGCCGGCCGGUGUUCGUGAUGGGCAGCCACAACGGGGCCAGCAUCGCGUUCCGCGCGGCGCUGGCGGCGGCGGACGCCGGCGUGGAGCUGCGCGGGGUGAUCCUGAACCAGCCGCACCUCGGCGGCGCGGCGCGGUCGCCCGCGGAGGCGGCCUCGGUGGACGACCGCGUGCUGCCGCUGCCGGCCAACGACCUGCUCUGGGAGCUCGCGCUGCCCGUGGGCGCCGACCGGGACCACGAGUACUGCAACCCGGAGCCGAUGCUGGCCCGCGUCGGCGCGGCGCGGCUGCGGAGGCUCCCGCCCUGCCUGGUGCUCGGAAGGCGCAAGGACCCGCCGCGGGACCGGACGAGGACGCUGGCCAACGCGCUGCGCAAGGCCGGCGGCGCCGUGGAGGCGAGGCUCGACGGCGCCGGGUACCACGCCAUGGAGCUGUUCAAGCCCAACUGCGCCGCCGAGUUCACCGCGCAGGUGGCCGACUUCGUCCGCCGCCACUCCGCCGCCGGCGCCGGCGACGUGGUUGGUGUGAGCAAGCUGUGACAGACGGUCAACCCGAUCGGGCGGCCGCAGUGGGGGUUGCUGUACGGCGCUUUUGGUGCAAGUUGCAGCGAUGUUUACGGGGGGCAUAUCUCAAUCAUAUCAUCAUCGUCAUGCUACAAUGCGGAGCGGCGACUGGCGCGAGCUCGCCGACGACGUCCAACGGACAGGUAGACCUGGUGCCGUGCGGAUAGGGGCGAGGGUUGGCCGCUUUUUCUUUUUUCUUUUUUUUUUUGUACCGGCGAGUCGACCUCGACGUGAAUUCGUGCAGGGCAGACUGAAAUAACCGAAUAGAGAUUUCAGUUACUCGGAUGUGCAAACCAAUUUCUGAAAGGUGUGGCUGAGAGAGAUUGGUUUGCACUUUUUGAAUAACUGAAAUCGCUUCAUGUUGUGUCAAAACUAACUAAUGCUCGAGAAAAAAAAAUUCUCUACCUUUACGAAGACUGAAAAUUUA